This is a messenger RNA of Elaeis guineensis (African oil palm), 2900 nucleotides long. The record is from RefSeq and is a predicted model, not a curated record. Lineage: Eukaryota; Viridiplantae; Streptophyta; Magnoliopsida; Arecales; Arecaceae.
UGUGGCCCGCCGCCGUCUCCACGGCCCGCCGCCGCAUUUAAAUCCCUGCAUCAAUAUAAUAAACAGGUAUAAAAGAGAUAAACCUCGCUCAGGAUCCAAUCUCCUUUACGAGCUAUAUUCCUCUUCUUCUCCCCUACUUUCUCCUUGGUUCUAGGGGUUCGGCUCGCUCCGCAAGAACAACGGUUUCGUCCAUCUGUUCGAGCCUGGUUCACCGACGGUUCCAGCCUCCUCAGCGAUUUUCUCGAGAGGAAUCUAGCUUUCGCCGUUCUUGAUCCCACCGGGGAGCGGAGACCGGCGACCAUGGGAGCCAUCUCGAGGUGCGUCGGUGCUUGCCGGCUGUUCCAAUGUGGAGGGGAGCUGACAGGCGGCCGCCCCACCAUCUCCCGUAAUCUUGGCCCGUUUGUCUGCCGGUUUGAUCGCUCUCUGAUCUCUAGUCGCGCUCUUAGUGCGAAACGAAGCAAGAAGUUUCGAGACGGUCGAGUAGGAGUUUCGAAGAGCCCGAGUACUCUUCUUGCGGGAGAAAUUCCAUUCUACGGUCGCGGUCGGAUGGAUGUGAUCAGAAAGAGCAGCUCUAGUGGACGCCUGAGUUGUUUUCUGUCGGAUUCUUCUCCGCCAAUUGGGAAUAGACUUCCAAGAGACUCGAGAUAUUUGCAGAGAGGGCAUGCAUUGUUCUCAACAUCUACUAGUGAGAUGGCGGCAAGAAUGCUAGUUGGUGGAGCUGGGAACAAGAUACAGAUUGAUGUAGCCAAAAAAGAAUCUGCAGACAAGCAAAUCACAGACAUGAAAAUCCUUCGUACUCUUGCAAAGUACCUGUGGUUGAAAGACAAUCUUGAGUUUCGGUUUAGGGUGGCGAUGGCACUCGGACUUCUGGUUGGGGCAAAGGUUAUAAAUGUUCAAGUGCCAUUCUUAUUCAAGCUUGCUGUGGAUUGGCUUUCAGCAAUAACUGGCUCUGAAAAUGCAAUGGCGUCCUUUACUGAUACUAAUUCUACUCUUGUGGCUCUGUUCGUGAGCCCAGCAGCUGCUCUAAUUGGAUAUGGAGUAGCACGAACUGGGGCAUCAGCUUGCAAUGAAUUGCGAAACGCUGUAUUUUCCAAGGUAGCCCUGAGAGCGAUUCGGACUCUUUCUAGACAGGUGUUCUCGCACUUGCAUGAUCUUGAUCUUCGAUAUCAUUUAAGCCGACAAACAGGUGCAUUGAAUCGCAUAAUUGAUCGAGGUAGCCGUGCAAUAAACUUUAUCCUUUCGUCAAUGGUAUUCAAUGUUGUACCCACUCUACUUGAGAUUGCUAUGGUGUCUAGUAUUCUUGCGUACAAUUUUGGAGCUACUUUUGCUUGGAUUACUUCAUUUUCUGUUGCUGCAUAUGUUGCUUUCACUCUGACUGUGACACAGUGGCGAACUAAGUUCCGGCAAGCCAUGAAUAAAGCUGACAAUGAUGCAAGUACUAAAGCAAUCGACUCAUUGUUAAAUUAUGAGACCGUCAAGUAUUUCAACAAUGAAUCAUUUGAAGUGGAAAAAUAUGACACAUAUCUAAAGAGAUACGAGAAUGCUGCAUUGAAAACUCAAAGUAGCCUUGCUUUUUUGAACUUUGGCCAAAAUGUUUUAUUUAGCAUGGUUUUAUCAACAGCAAUGAUCUUAAGUUCAUAUGGAAUCAUGAAUGGUGCAAUGACAGUCGGUGAUUUGGUUAUGGUUAAUGGGCUUCUCUUCCAGCUAUCUCUUCCUCUUAAUUUCCUUGGAAGUGUGUAUCGUGAAACAAGGCAGAGCCUUAUUGAUAUGGAGUCCAUGUUUCAGUUGCUUGAGGAGACUCCUGAAAUCAGAGAUGCGCAUGAAGCACAACCAUUAAAUUUAAGAGGAGGAACCAUUGAAUUUCAUGAUGUACAUUUUGGGUACCUGACCGACCGUAAGAUUCUUGAUGGAAUAUCUUUUGCUGUACCGGCAGGAAAAAGUGUGGCUGUUGUUGGGACCAGUGGCAGUGGGAAGUCAACUAUACUUAGAUUGCUCUACAGAUUUUUUGAUGCAGAUUCUGGAUCAAUUCGAAUAGAUGGCCAAGAUAUACGAGAGGUAAUGUUGGAAAGUCUUCGCAAGUGUAUCGGUGUUGUGCCACAGGACACUGUACUUUUCAAUGAUACGAUAUUCCACAAUAUACAUUAUGGCCGCUUAUCAGCGACAGAGGAAGAGGUCUUCGAAGCUGCUCAACGUGCAGCUAUUCAUGAUACAAUCAUGAACUUUCCAGAGAAGUAUGCAACCAUUGUUGGAGAGCGAGGACUAAAGUUAAGUGGUGGAGAAAAACAGCGUGUGUCACUUGCUCGUGCAUUUUUGAAGGCACCUUCUAUUCUGCUGUGUGAUGAAGCUACUAGUGCACUUGACAGCACAACUGAAGCAGAAAUCUUGAAUGCAUUGAAGACUUUAGCAAACAAUCGGACUUCGAUCUUCAUAGCUCAUCGGCUUACUACUGCAAUGCAGUGUGAUGAGAUUAUUGUUUUAGAGAAUGGAAAGGUGGUGGAACAGGGUCCACACGAAGAACUCUUGUCAAGGGCAGGAAGAUAUGCACAGUUAUGGGCCCAGCAGAACAAUAAUGAUGUUGUGGAUGCUGCCGUCAUAGAAGUUUGAAGCUCGUUACACUUGCCAAAUAUACAAAAGAAAUUCUACUCCAUAGGAUUAGACAAUCAUUUUUUUAAAUUUAUAUGCAUACAAAGUUACAGGAGCGAGUUUUAUUCAUGUAAUUUAAGCCAACGUGCGUUGCGGCAUUCUUCACAGAUCAUUGUAAUUGGUGCUGUUUGAAUGCAGCUAUAAUUAUUUGCUUGUGUAGAGCGAUGAAUCAUGGAUGGUGUAUGAUUACUUUUUCUUAGUCAUUCGUAUAUUGUUAUCAAAGUACAAUCAGCUCAAGUUUUACCAGUUGCAACUGA